Sitophilus oryzae (rice weevil) is the source of this 547-nucleotide messenger RNA. RefSeq names its product dynein intermediate chain 3, ciliary-like. The record is from RefSeq and is a predicted model, not a curated record. Lineage: Eukaryota; Metazoa; Arthropoda; Insecta; Coleoptera; Curculionidae. Gene Ontology annotation, cellular component: outer dynein arm. Gene Ontology annotation, biological process: cilium movement; outer dynein arm assembly. Bases 1 to 474 code for a protein of 157 amino acids. The transcript is spliced from 2 exons. Gene Ontology annotation, molecular function: dynein heavy chain binding; dynein light chain binding.
AUGGAUAAACAUAUGGAUAAAAAAAUAUUUGUAAUUUCGAUUUUUGUCGAGCUAGAUAUAGCAUUUUGCCCUGUGCGCGCCGCGCCGAUAAAAGAACGAAAACGAAAUGAUGUUACCAUAGAAACGCAUUCUGAUUUUUGGGACUUGAAAAAAAUCAACGACGAUUUAUAUUUCUUUUAUUUUUCAAUUAAUUUUCAAUUAAAACAACCCACGGACAUACUAUUGUCCGUUUUCUUUACAACUAGAUCCGAUGGAAUAUUAGAUGUUUGGGAUGUACUGCAAGAACAGAAACAAGCGUGUCUCAGCGUAAAGGUUUGUGACGAAAGGUUGAGGUGCAACAGAACUCACGAAAUGGGAAAAUUGGUAGCGGUAGGAAAUGACAAAGGUACCACUUAUCUCGUCGAAUUCAGCGAUAAUUUAUCGGUAUCCAACAAAAAUGAUAAAGUGCUUUUAACAGCGGUAAGUACCAAUUGAUUUUAAGUGAGAUAUUGUUAAGUUUUCUUACCACUGCUACAGAUAGAGUUGAGUGAAUAAAAUGUAGGCAAAA